ACAUGUUCUUGUUCUUUGUUCCUGGCCCAAUGCAUGUUGCUCUGAAUGCAUGUUGCGUUUCUCUUUUGUGCUAAGAGCAAAUAAAGGACCGCUUACCUGAAAGGAGUAUAUAUUCUUCUAUUUUGAUCCUUAUCUCCUAGCCUUUCUCCAAUUACCACUAACAUCUUACACUUGCCUACCAUAAAGCUUUUGUAUGCGUUAACCAGACCAGACUAAUAUCAACGGCUGAGAGACUAACAUGACGUGAGAUCCAUCCAAUCCGUACUCAUUACCUAUUACUCUCAUACCGCAGACAAUGUUCGUUCCCUUUAUCGGUCUGUUUGUCACCUUGACGUUCCUCGGUGCUCGUUUCACAGUACCAGGAAUGAAGGAGCUCACUGACCGCCGCGAGCCUCUCUUUAUGCGCAUAUCGAGCGCCGUAUGCAUAGCAUCAGAGGCAAAUAUAAUCCUCGACAUUGCGCAAGUCGCCACAUGGGUAUACAAGACAGCAACUCUCCCGAAAGACCUUCUGCCCUACAACUGGGACAAUCUCUGGUGUCCCAUCAGUCGAGCAGACUUGAUCACCGAGAGGGGACUCCUAGUGAUUAACAACACGGAGACAUCGCUCAUCGAUCUUUACCCAAUAUGCUAUGAGGAAGACAAACCCAGCUGGUGGAACGAUGUCCACGUCGACCGGAAUACUGACGACAAUGCUUCAACGAUAUUGCCUUCUUUCAAAGAGUUCCUAGACAUUGUCAUCGCCAUUUCCUGUAUAUCAUUACACAGCUGGACUCGCAUCACCUCGUGGGGACGCUCUGCAAAAGGUUCCCGGCCCGGAGCACCCUCCGACGUAUCUGACGGCAGUGAUGAGGGUACGCCGACCUCUAUUCAGAUCCAUCCUAAAGUGGAGAAAGCGAUCUCGCGCAAUCAACGCAGCCGAACAUUCCAUGUACAACCCUCAGACUUCACUAUCGCUGCCAAAGACCCAAAAGUCAGCCUUGUCAGCGCUGACAACAACUUCGCACAACCUACUCCCGAAGCCCGCUACAUACUAGAGCGACAAUGGGCUCUAGAUCUGUACCGACCUCAAAACCGUGCUCCGGCUCUGAUAAUCCGUGCUUUGGUCGCCAGCCCAGCUGCACAUACUACACAACCCGGACGCAGUAGGCAAUCCCGACCUUACCAACUAGAACAAGACCAACUAGAAAAACCCAACAAGAAACGCAAGAAGAACCGCCCCAGUCAAGGAAAGAGAGAGCGCUGGUCGCAGAAACGUCAAAGGAUGCGGGAACCAAGGGAAGGGGACGGUGGAGACCCAGAAGAGAGGAGACAAGAGAUGGAAGAAGAGCAUCCUGCAUUGGCGGAUACGGACGAACAGCCCGAAGCUUCGAUCUCUGAUUAACAUGUACAGGUAGUUAUAUAUACAUCUUCCUAUUCACCCUGUUCGUCCCGUGGGUAAUUAACGGAUAUUUGUCUCGCUCAAUCUGUGAUCUGAUCACCUCCAGAUCUCUUGAGUCCUUAGCUCGUUUGUUGGCAAAAGUUGGUAUGUGGGGAUAGUUGGGGAGUGGCUUAGUUCUUGUUGGACACUCUUGGGAUCUCUCAUGGCGGUUUGUGCUCUGCUGAGGGUGGAAUGUAUGAAUUCACAAUGUAUUUUGAGCAUAUAUGUUGGCGUUUGGGUUAUGCAAGAAAAUAUAUAAUGUUUAGUAGUCUUUCAUAUGAAUAUAAAUGAUUAGUGUAGACCAUCCAAAUGAUUCUCGAUCCGUCUACCAGAAAUUAUCUAAUUCGUGAGCCAGCUU
Aspergillus pseudonomiae is the source of this 1775-nucleotide messenger RNA. RefSeq lists its product as uncharacterized. Bases 296 to 1381 code for a protein of 361 amino acids. The transcript has a single exon. The record is from RefSeq and is a predicted model, not a curated record. Lineage: Eukaryota; Fungi; Ascomycota; Eurotiomycetes; Eurotiales; Aspergillaceae.